AUGCUCUUUCAUAGAUACCGUGAACUUCAUUGCCUCCAUCCUCUUGCUGCGUUGGUUUCCAGCUGCUUGGAGAUCCUAAACAAGUUUGAGAGCUAUGAGACUUAUCAUAUUUAUAGGGAGAAGAAUACUGACAAUUUUGCUAAUUGGAGUCAUAAUCUGGAUUCUGGACCUGUGUAUGCGUCUCCUGGUUGGCUUGGCUCGAUGUUGGCCGAUGAACUGUUGGGGUUGUCUAAACAUCGUAUGAUUAGUGUUGCCUAG
Messenger RNA from Prunus armeniaca (apricot), 258 nucleotides. NCBI's taxonomy places the organism in Eukaryota, Viridiplantae, Streptophyta, Magnoliopsida, Rosales, Rosaceae. The record is from the annotation of a GenBank genome assembly.